AUGGACGCCCCGCCGCGCCCGCCGUGCCCCGCGCCGCCCGCCGUCCCGCGCCACCCGCCGCCCGGGCCCCAGCCUGGCCCUGCCACGGGCGACGUCCUGCAGCAGAUCAUGGCUAUCACCGACCAGAGCCUGGACGAGGCGCAGGCCAGAAAGCAUGCUUUGAAUUGUCAUCGGAUGAAGCCUGCACUCUUCAGUGUGCUCUGUGAGAUCAAGGAAAAGACAGUGUUAAGCGUUCGUGGCAUUCAGGAAGAGGACCCGCCGGACGCUCAGCUCAUGAGACUAGAUAACAUGCUGCUGGCUGAGGGCGUCUCCAGGCCGGAGAGGAGAGAAAGAAGAGGACCGGUGGUGGCCGGCACAGCGACACCAGGUGGCUGUCCAAAUGACAAUAGCAUUGAGCACUCUGACUACAGGGCCAAGCUGUCCCAGAUCCGACAGAUAUACCACUCUGAGCUAGAGAAAUAUGAACAGGCCUGCCGAGAGUUCACCACGCAUGUCACCAACCUCCUCCGAGAACAGAGCAGGAUGCGACCCGUCUCCCCCAAGGAGAUCGAGCGCAUGGUCGGCAUCAUCCACAGCAAGUUCAGCGCCAUUCAAAUGCAGCUGAAGCAGAGUACCUGUGAGGCCGUGAUGACCCUGCGCUCACGGUUCCUGGAUGCCAGGCGUAAGCGACGGAAUUUCAGCAAACAGGCCACAGAAGUGCUGAAUGAGUAUUUUUAUUCUCAUUUGAGCAACCCUUAUCCCAGUGAAGAAGCCAAAGAAGAGUUGGCCAGAAAGGGUGGCAUCACAGUCUCCCAGGUCUCCAAUUGGUUUGGCAACAAAAGAAUCCGGUAUAAAAAGAACAUGGGGAAGUUUCAAGAAGAGGCUAGCAUUUACGUGUCUAAAACAACAGUGGAUGUCACCAAAGUCGGGAUCCCAGGACACCAAGCCAGUUGCCCCUUAACACCCAACUCUGGCUCCUCUGGCUCCUUCUCGCUGACCAGUACUGGGGAUGCCUUUGUGAGCCUGCAGGCACUGGCCUCCGACCAGCCCCUCAAGAUGGGACCCAGCUCACAGUCACAGGCCAGGGGCAGCUGGCAAGGGGCCACGCCCCCACUGUCUAUCACGUCACCUGCUGGAGACCCAGGAAGUACCCACUCGGACGCAUCCAAUUAA
Chrysochloris asiatica (Cape golden mole) is the source of this 1152-nucleotide messenger RNA. It is a transcript of the gene PBX4, whose product is annotated as pre-B-cell leukemia homeobox 4. The transcript is spliced from 8 exons. Gene Ontology annotation, biological process: eye development; animal organ morphogenesis; embryonic organ development. The coding region runs from base 1 to 1152 and encodes 383 amino acids. Lineage: Eukaryota; Metazoa; Chordata; Mammalia; Afrosoricida; Chrysochloridae. Gene Ontology annotation, cellular component: nucleus. Gene Ontology annotation, molecular function: DNA-binding transcription factor activity, RNA polymerase II-specific; RNA polymerase II cis-regulatory region sequence-specific DNA binding. The record is from RefSeq and is a predicted model, not a curated record.